This is a messenger RNA of Acaulospora colombiana, 212 nucleotides long. The record is from the annotation of a GenBank genome assembly. Lineage: Eukaryota; Fungi; Glomeromycota; Glomeromycetes; Diversisporales; Acaulosporaceae.
ACAAGUCGGAUUCUUCGAGCUCGAGAAGAGCUUCGGUGGCCGUUCCAUACUCCCAGCUGAGAAAAAGCAAGAAGUGUGAACUGCUUCCGCCCUCUUACCUGUGCCCAAUGAUGGCAAGCAUCUUGGAGCGGACUUUGCUGAUGGUACCAUCAUCUAGACCAACAUUGUUCCAGUUGUUAGCGGAGACGGCGAGUGCGCCAAAGCACAAGUAA